Molecule: messenger RNA, 759 nt
Organism: Rotaria sp. Silwood1
Lineage: Eukaryota; Metazoa; Rotifera; Eurotatoria; Philodinida; Philodinidae
Source: the annotation of a GenBank genome assembly
AUGUAUUCAAAUCUUAAUUCUGUUAUAAUAUUCGAUCGACAUCGUUCAUCAGAGACAACAUCAGAUGUUGGAGAAUAUUUAUAUGAUAAUGAUUUAGAAUGGGAUCAAUCAGAUUUGACUUAUCAUUUACCAGAGUCUGAUGUAUUAUCAUCAUAUGAUAUUAAUGAAAUUGCUGAAAUAUUAUGUAAUCAUUAUCUUGAGUUUAAUAUAUCAUCACAAAUAGAUGAAUGUUCAACACCUAUUUGUCAAUCAACAAUAAAUGAUAUUAUUAUUCCUAUAAAAUCAAAUAAUGAUUCAAAAAAAGAAAAUUUUCUUGAAAAUCAUUCUGAUAGAUAUUUAAAUAAAAAUUCAAUAAUAAGACAUCGAUUAUACCGAAGUUUAUCUAAUUUAAAUUCAAUAAAACAACAAAAAACAUAUUUUCUUUUAUCAAAACAUUUAUCAUUAAUGAAUAUUAAAUCAAUUGAAUGUCAAUUUUUAAAACAUUCAACAUCAUGUAAAACUAUUUUAAUAAAAGAAAAUGAUGGUAAAUCAUUUCUUUCUAUACCUCAAUCAAUUGAAUUUCAAUCAGAACCAAAAUUAAUUAAUACAAUAACAAAUAUCAACAUUUCAUCUUUAUCACAAUUCGAGUUAAUUCAUUCAUAUUUAACUCAAUUGAAAAAUAAAGUUUAUUCAUUUACUUUACAAAUAUUUCAAUCAACAAAAAUACCUCUUAUUACAACAGAAGAAAUUAUUCAAACUUAUGACAUUAUUGAAGAAUAA